This is a messenger RNA of Sungouiella intermedia, 1224 nucleotides long. The record is from the annotation of a GenBank genome assembly. NCBI's taxonomy places the organism in Eukaryota, Fungi, Ascomycota, Pichiomycetes, Serinales, Metschnikowiaceae.
AUGCUUCCAGCGUUCAACUUCUCUCAGGUACUCCGACGGGCUUGGAGACCUAGCGUGCGGCACUUCUCUCGAAGUUGCGAAGUCCACCAAGACUACUUCAACGAUGUCUUCGUCAAUAAUACACUUAAGCACGCCAAAUCGCUACCGGAUAACGAGUACGUAAGAUGCACAGUAUACGAUAAGAACGGUGAUAUGGUUGUCCAUGGGAAAAAUAUCCGCAAGCUAGAGUUCAUGAAGACUUAUGAUUUAGCACCUAGAGAUUUGAGAAAGAUGGUUCGUUCUCACAUCAGCACUGGCACUCCUUCGGGUGUGUUCGUAGAGUUCGUUCCUCUGUUAGCAACAAGGAAGAAUUCGAUUUUAUUGAACUUGCUCAAUAUACGAGCCAUCAUCAAAUGUGACUCGUUGGUUGUGUUUGAUAACUACUCAUCACUGGGACUAGGUUCGAGAUUCAACGAGUCCCAUUCACAUGGUGUGUUCUUAAAGGAAAUGUCUACUCGGCUAAAGGCAUCGCAUCCAGAAGCCAAUACACUCCCUUAUGAAUUCAGAGCACUAGAGGGAAUCUUGGUGGAUGUGACGACUAACUUGAAUACCGAGAUGUCUGUCCAUAAGAAGGUUCUCAGUAAUAUCCUAUCCUCCUUGGAUGAUAGCAUAGAGCGUACAAAGUUGCGGUAUCUUUUAAUUCAGUCCAAGAAACUAGGUCAAUUCCGUCAGAAAGCACAACUUAUCAAGGACUUGUUGGACUAUUUGCUUAAUGAGGAUGACGAGCUCAAUGCUAUGUACUUGACGGAGAUUCUGCAAGGUCAACAGAGACAUUCAUUCAACCAUCAAGAAGUUGAGUUGCUUCUAGAAUCCUACUAUGCUACUAUUGAUGAGAUCAUUCAGACUGUGGAUAACUUGAUAUCUCAGAUCAAGACGUCUGAGGAGAUCAUUAGAUUCGUAUUGGACUCCAACAGAAAUGACUUGAUGCUCUUGGGUUUGAGAUUUUCCAUUGGUCUUUUGUCUAUGGGUCUCACCAUGUACAUUGCUGCAUUAUAUGGUAUGAAUCUUGAAAACUUCAUAGAAGAGAAGGAUGGCGGUUUGGAGCUCAUUGUUGGCGUCGCAAGUGUCUCCAUGAUGAUUCUCUUCAUAUAUUGCACCAGACAGAUUAAAAGCCUUCAGCGAUUCACUUUGAGCAGUGCUUCCAAGGAGAAGGCAAUGGCUGCCAGAACAAGAAAUAUUGUCUAA